Molecule: messenger RNA, 1961 nt
Organism: Lodderomyces beijingensis
Lineage: Eukaryota; Fungi; Ascomycota; Pichiomycetes; Serinales; Debaryomycetaceae
Source: the annotation of a GenBank genome assembly
AUGAGUUCAGAAAAGGAAAAUGUCAUGGAUAUGAAGUCAAUCAACUACCGUGGUCCGGCAAUUGAAGAAGUUGAUUCUAUUUCUCCUACAAACAAUGCAGGGCUUAUAGACGGGAGUUUCUCUGGCAGCCCAUAUCUGAGUGACAGUAGAAGCAGCGGCAGCAGCACCAUAGAGCCAGUUUCCGAUUCCACUUACCAUGCCAAAAUUGGCAAACCGAUUUACAAGCGCAUCGUCGACUCGUUCAAGCCCAUGGAUUUGGAGGAUUUGGGGAUCGACACUGAGGGAAUGACUCAGUUGGAAAAAUCCGUCAUAGCGACUAGCCAAAGUCGUUUAGUCAGAGACUUGAAGACGUACCAUUUGAUAGCAAUUUCAUUGGGUGGCCUGAUAGGUACGUUUUUUUCUUUUUUUCAAUAACAGAAGAAGUAAUAGGGUCCUGGUGGCUGCGAAGAUGGAACACGUACUAACAAUGAAUGCAAAAAAAAUUAGGUACCGGUUUAUUUGUAGGCUCGGGAAAUGCAUUGGCAUAUGGGGGCCCUGCUUCUAUGGUGAUUGGAUACUUUAUCGUGUGCUGUGCAUUGUUAACCGUGAUAAACGCCUUGGGAGAGUUGUCGGUCCAGUUUCCAAUCAAUGGGUCCUUCAACACAUUCUUUUCCCGGUUUAUUGACCCUUCGUGGGGUUUCACGUUGGCCAUCAUGUACUAUCUUAGCUGGGCCAUUUCAUACCCGUCGGAGCUAAUCGCCGCAGCUAUGACUAUUCAGUAUUGGAACACGUCGAUAAACUCAGCUGUUUGGGUAGCGAUUGUGUGGGUCGUUGUGUCAUCGAUCAACUUUUUUGGGGUCAAGGGCUAUGGUGACGUUGAGUUUGUCUUGACAAUCAUCAAAGUCGUCGCAGUAGUUGGCUUUCUCAUUGUUGGGAUUUGCAUCACUUGUGGCGUUGGCGAUCAGGGCUACAUUGGCGGGAAAUACUGGCACGACCCCGGAGCAUUCAACCAUGGCUUCAAAGGCGUUUGUUCUGUUUUCAUCUCGGCUGCAUUUUCCAUGGGCGGAUUAGAGCUCUGCGCAUUGGCCGCUGCCGAGACCAAGAACCCUAGAAAGGCAUUGCCAAAAGCAGUGAAGCAGACUUUUUGGAGACUUACCAUCUUUUACUUCUUGACCUCGAUUGUCAUUGGAUGUCUUGUCCCAUACACUAAUCCAAACUUGUUGGAUGGCAGCGGGAUAGCCGCGUCUCCCUUUGUGAUCGCGAUAAACGCGGGAGGAAUCAAGGUAUUGCCCCACAUUAUGAAUGCAGUGAUCAUUGCUGCCGUGAUUUCGGUGGGCAAUUCGUCUGUUUUUGGUGCUUCUCGUACAUUGGCCGCGUUGGCAGCCCAGGGGAUGAUCCCCAAGAUCUUUGGCUACAUCGACAGGAAAGGACGCCCGCUUGUGGCGAUUGUGAUCACCUCGUUGAUUGGCCUAUUGGGUUUUCUUGUCGUCAACAAGAACGAAGAAGCCGUGUUCACGUGGUUCUUUGCCGUGUGUUCGUUAGCGUCGUUUUUCAUCUGGUCCAUGAUCAACGUGACGCAUCUCCGAUGGCGGUGGGCUUUGGACGCUCAAGGACGGUCCAAAGACGAAAUCAUCUUUAGGUCCCCCUUUGGCGUGGUGGGCUCGUUUGCCGGGUUGGCCGUGCUAAUCUUUAUCAUCGCAACGGAGAUCUGGGUCAGUCUAUACCCUAUAGGCAGCACUGGUGCCAGUGUCGAGACCUUUUGGCAAGAUUGCUUAUCGUUGCCGUUGUUGCUUGCGAUAUGGGCAGCUCACAAGACCUACUACAGAACGUGGAACCGACUCUGGGUCAAGCUCGAAGACAUUGAUUUGGACUCCGGGAGACGCGAGAUCAGCCUCGAAGACUUGAAACAAGAGCUUGCUGACGAAAGGGAGGCCUUGCAUUCGAAGCCGUUCUACUAUAGAGUAUACCAUUUCUUCUGCUAA